This is a messenger RNA of Oreochromis niloticus (Nile tilapia), 2022 nucleotides long. RefSeq lists its product as uncharacterized. The transcript has 6 exons. NCBI's taxonomy places the organism in Eukaryota, Metazoa, Chordata, Actinopteri, Cichliformes, Cichlidae. The record is from RefSeq and is a predicted model, not a curated record. Bases 750 to 1322 code for a protein of 190 amino acids.
GGUCAUAGGUUCCUUCCAAUAAUAUGACGCGAGACUGGAAUAAAAUAUAUCCAUGGACUGGCACUUUAUUAAAGAAGGCACAUGUUAACAGCACAAACACCAACAACUAAAAACAAAAUGGCUUCCUUUUACACCCUAAAAAAUUAUUCAGGGGCUUAGUAAAUAUCAUUAUAAUUCUAAGUUAGAUGACCUUGAUUAAAUCUUUGAAAAUCACAAAAGUGUUAUCUUGAGUUGAAAAUACUGAAAAGAAUGCUUAAAUUUUCAACACCAGUUUUUGAGUUGAACUGAGCUCUUUUGUUCAAGUUUAUUUAAAAGAAAAAAUUCCGUAUUUGAAACACAGGGUGCAUUAUUUAAAUCUACUCAAUAUAUCUCAUAGAAAGUACUCAAAAUAACUGAGACACUGGUAUUCAUACUUAUCAUUGUCUUGAACUUUAAUUAUUAAUGGUUCAAAAUCAAUAUAAUUUUGUCCCCCAAUACUAACUUAAAACUUUGAGUAAGACUAAUGACCUUUGGCAUGUACCGCGCGCGAGGAGCAUGCCCUCAUGGGAGAUUUUCUGCACGUUGAACGAGACAGACACACAUCCACUGCAGACUUGGUAACGUUUUCAGCACCAUCUUCACCACCAGGAGAAAAAAAUCUGCAUCAACUACAAAGUAAAGCAGGUCACAGGUGAUGAGAUGGCAGUGUAAACUCUGCAAACAUGAGGAGUCAUCAAAAGUGUCACUACUCAAACAUUAUCGAGUGAAACAUGGUCAGUGCAGAGUUUCAUAGGAUCACGACCCUGAACCUUGAACCAAAGUUCAUGUCAUCAUUGGACUUGUAUUCAUCCAAACUCCUGUCCUUGUUUCAAGCCAAGAAAGGUGCUGCUGGACAACGCCACAGGGCACAGUUAAACCUUCUGCUUCAGAGUGGAAAUUCCAUCGAGAAAAAACGAGAAGUCAUCAUCAGAUGUCUCAUUGACCAUCUGGGAGAGGAUCCAAGUGCCUUAAUCAAAACCUUUGAGGACGGUGCUGAUGCUGUCUUUGUUGAAGAGGCUUUGGCUGAGGAGGUGAUGAAGAUUUACCUGCUGCAGAAUCAAGACAGGUCAGGCGAACCUACUGAUGUGGGUAUUGUUAUUGAAGGCGUUACUGUUCUGGGCAAACUUGGGAAUCUGAGCAAAGCCUGUUGCUAUCUUUUGGGACUGUGCUAUGCUCUGGAUCUGAAACACCCCAAGAAUCUCAAAUGCACAUUUGAAGCAUUUCAAAAAGUGUUCAUGGAGCUGGAUCCAGGAAACCUUUCUGUCAAGGUUCAAAGACUGAAAAAUGACCUCUGUUCAUUGUAGACAAAAUUUCACAGGGCUGUUCUUAAAGUGUUAGACUUGUUAAGUGACAUGUAAUGCUCAUCAAAAGGUUCAGUUGCGGCAUUACAUUGUGUUGACAUUCCUGUUCAUAAAUAAUGUUUGUACCAUAAACUGUGUUUUUGUAUUAACUUUCCAGAUUCACAUUAAGGUGUAAAUGGGAGAGUAUCUUCUGUAUGGUGUUUUUUUUUUUUUUUUUUCUUAGCGCAAUCCUUUUUGAAACCUUUUUAUUUAAAUUAUGGAUGUUUUUUGGUCACUCUUUAGUUAUAAUCUGCCCAAUUUUUUUGGAAUCAAAAUAAGAUGUUCAAAAACUAUGUCACAGUGCAAAUGUUUUUUUGUUUUUUUUUCAGGAUUUAUAUUUUUUUGGGAUCUUAAUUUUAUUUUUGUCAUUUGACCUUUUCUGAAAAGGUAAAGCACUGCGUUCACUUGAGCCACUUUUAUUCUUUGUAUGGCAGGUACAUUUUUCUUGUUGUUAGCAUCAAUAUGCCAGUUUUACAGAGUUUUAUCAAGCAUGCCAAUUUGCAUGCAAUUUUAUUAUAUAAGGCUGUUGUGACUGAAAUUUUAUCCAAGUUUUAUCCACUGAAUGUAGAACAGAUUUCAGCUCACUGUGUUCAGAGAAGGAAUCUGCUAAAUGUGUGAUUCACAAAAAAGCUGGUUAAAAUAAAUCAUUGUGAACAAUGUUGAA